Cyphomyrmex costatus is the source of this 5543-nucleotide messenger RNA. RefSeq names its product coiled-coil domain-containing protein AGAP005037. The transcript is spliced from 22 exons. Bases 21 to 3515 code for a protein of 1164 amino acids. Gene Ontology annotation, cellular component: cytoplasm. The record is from RefSeq and is a predicted model, not a curated record. NCBI's taxonomy places the organism in Eukaryota, Metazoa, Arthropoda, Insecta, Hymenoptera, Formicidae.
CGCCCUCACGGCACACCACCAUGGAUCUCGAGAUGGGGACCAAGUCUCGCCAGAGAAAGUCGCCUCUUCCGCGUGGCUAUCCACCCCCGUCUUCGACGAUGCUUUUCGAUGACGACCCGGGCAUCAUGUCCGAGGUGGAGACCUCUAGCACGGGAUUUCGGCGAGGGGGCAAGCAAAGAAGCAGCCUACCCGUCGUACGAACACCCAGCAAGACUUUGGAGCGACCACUAGGACUGGUGUUCCUGCAGUAUAGGAACGAGACGAAGAGAGCGUUGCUGCCGAACGAGAUUACCAGUAUAGACACCGUCAAGGCUCUUUUCGUCAGAAGCUUUCCGAAACAACUCACUAUGGAAUACCUGGACAGUCCUCAUGUAAAAGUUUACAUACACGAUAGCAACAAGGACAUGUUCUACGAACUCGAAGAUCUAAGAUCACACCUGAGAGAUAUCAGGGAUCGCAGUGUCCUGAGACUUUUCGAGAGUGCCGAUGGAGUGACGGGGAUGCCGGGGCCCCUGGGGGUGCCAGGAGGCGGCGGCGGUCUGCCUCCCCAUUGGGAAGAUCAGAGCUACUUCAGCGAACCAGAAUUUGACAGCGAAUAUCAGCAUCAGCAUAUUCACAAGAGCAAGACUGCUAAGAACUCGACGUCCGGCAGUGGAUACUAUGUGGGUGGAAGCAGCACUCUGCCGCGUGGUGGGCCUCUUCUAAGGGCGUACAGUCCGGCGGCGUCGAGCGUCGGUCCAAGCGCGACCCCGACGCAGCCGAAAACUCUCACCACACCAGAUCGGCUACAUGGGGAAAGCGGAUACAUGAGCAGCCCCGAGCGUGGUGGCGGCGUCAGUUCCGGAAGCGGAAGAUAUCCACCCGGGCCUUACAGUGCCGGCAGCAGCUACGAGGAUCCAUAUUAUUCGCAAUAUUCGGGAACUGUUACGCCUGUCAUCGAUGAAGAAGCCAGCGAUACGGAGCUGUUGGAGGAAUCGUACAGCCUUUACGGCGUGAAACCAUCGGGGCGUCCGCCGUCUGGUCCCCCGCGGUCCCCGUUUCCUCCGGGGGCGCCGCCACCCCUGCCACCCGGCGGACAGGGCUACGACGCUACUCGGAUAAGGGUGGAGCACAUGGAAAGACAACUGGCCAAUCUAACCGGACUCGUGCAGAAGGCACUGACACACGCGCCGCACACCAGUCCUUCGCCGCGAGAGUACUUGCAAGUCCCACCGGGACGUGAUCCUUACGCGAGAGCAGCAGAUGACUCGUACUUAAGGACUGACGUUAAACCGCCAAAAUUAGGCAAAGACAAGUCGGUGUCGUUUGAAAAGUCAGUGUCCUUCAGUGACGAGCCACCAGACAUGAACUCCCCCAAACAACAUUCCCCGCAACAUGCAGCGGAUACAAAACCUACGAAACCGGCAAUCAAAUCCUCCACGUUGCCGAGGAUGUCGUCGCAAGAGAGAGACAGGCACAAGCCGACACCACCGCCGAAACCGGCCGCCCUGGUGGCCGGUCAAUACGUGUACAGAGACCUAGCGCUUACACCGGAGAUGUACAACCAGCUGAGAGGUCUGCAGAAGAAGGCGAAGGACCUCAGGCAAGAAGUGAGAAAUUUGAGACGCAUGUCGCAAGCCCAGGCCCACACAGUGCGUGAAACUAUCAAGGACACGUUCAUCACGAUUAGAGCCAUGUUAUUAUCGGGAGGAGACGCAGUUUGGACGGCCGGGGACACGGAGAAGAUUCGACUGAGCCGCGAGGAAGAUCUCUACAAACAGGAAGUGAUAAGGCUGGAAAAUGAUCUCACCGAGCUUGAAAGCACCGUGGAGGAGCUUCGCGGUAACGUGAUCAAUAGAAAGACGCGUGUCAAUAUGUCGGAUGUGGAGAACAUGGCUUUGAUAUUGAGUAAAUCCAGCAAAACUGUGGCCGACCUGAAAGUACGAUUCCCGAGUUUGCAAGAAGGUAUGAAAGGUCUGCUGAGUUCCGAAAUGGAAAAAGUGGUGCGCGAGGAGAAGUUUUUGAAAGAGGAGCCCGAACGACUGGAGUCCGCAUUGAGACGUUGCAAGAAACUCACCGGCACUCUCGUGACGCUUAAACGCUUGGCGUCGGUGCAAGAGCAGCGAUUACCAAACGCAGCGAGCGUAGACGCCGAGGACACGCCGCCUAUAACACCGACGACAGCACAGCAUUCCAAGUAUGGCUGGAAGUGGAGUACUAACUUCAAGGAGGCCAUACAGACCAGUCACGACAAACUUUCAUUAAGACUCUGCUUUAAUAUAUUUGUUUUACUUGAAAAGAACGAUUAUGUUGAAGCAACUGCCCCUGUGCCAGCGGAACGCACUGUCGUGGGGUCAGCGAGCGUCCUCGGGGGAGGGGGCCACCCUCACGAGUCAUCCGCCGACCAUCAGCAGCGUCCGGAGAACGCACUCGACGCUCUGCUAGACGAGUUGCAGACCUUCUCCCGACCAAGCUCGCAGAUGGGUCACGUAUCAAGCAGCUUGUCGGUGCACCCGGGUUCGAACGUACUCCUGGCCGACAUCGGCCGCACCUCCAGCCUCCGAGAUACGCCGAGCGUCGCACUGUCGCUGGACCAGCAGGCGCAGCAACAACAGCAGCCAGGCAUGCCGGUGCUACCACAGAGCUUUCUGCCCGGACAGAAGCCGCCGGUGCCGGAACGGAACGCCGAACUGCUGCAGCUGGCGACCGCCAGAAGGGUACCGCCGCCACCGCCGCCGCGCACCAGUUCCCGAUCGCCCCUGGCAAGCCCUACCAGCCCGCAGCUGCCGCCCAGAAAUCAUCCGUGCAAUCUGCAGAGCGGCAAUGCAACCUUGCGCCGACCCUCGCGCAACAACAGUCUCGUCGGCAAGGAAGGUAAGCCACCGAUGGCUCUACCGUCGAACGCUAUCCUGUCCACCGUGGACCAAGUCGCCUCGUUGGCGCCGACCGCGCCAGGCGCCGCUGCUCCGCAUAAUUCGUCGUCCUCGCAAUCUUCCGCAGUGCUAUCGACCAGUAACUCCAGCUCCUGUGAGAGCGUCAACUCGCAGGAAGGACUACAGAGUAAGCGCGGUCGACAGGAACAACUGGAGCAACGGCAUCAGGAGCUUCUCAGGAAGCAGAAAGCUCUGCAGGAGCAGUACGCCCGGCUUCAGCAGCUGCAAAGGAACGCGGCCGGUCUUACCACCGUACCGCCGGCACCGCCUGAUCUCCUAAAGAAAACUGGUUCCGAGAGUAAUCUCCUGGCGAAGAUGGGUCUUGGCCUGAGCGCAGCAAGUUCCGGAUCCCUCACCAGCCUCAGUAUUAAGCCUCAGAUCUCGCAAGAGAUCAUGGUCGACGGUGGUAACCAAAUAGCCAAAGUCGAGAUCAUCAACGGGCAAACGAUUUCAACAACCGGGACGGCGACGACUAACGGCCAGGUUCUCGGUACCACGUCCUCAGCGAUGGCAUCGAGCACGACGACCAUCGGCUCAGCCACCACUGUUACCACUACGUCCACUACGACCACCAGCAAGGUCUACGAGACGGACAUUCUGUGACCGAGAAGCCGUUCGCUGAUCGGCUGCUCGACCGUCAAGGUUGCCACUGAAAUCGUGUUGGCGAGUUAACACGCUGGCUAGUGGGGUCACAAGACUGCUACUUGCUACCGCAUGGUCCUUGGUCUUCGGACAACAGUCUCCAGGCAGGUUGUCCGUUAAACGAGACGAGCAAGAAGAAGGGAAACACGAAACGGUAAGAGAAGAUUGGGGUUCGAGUUCGACAACAAGGAAUUGCUAGAAUUAAGAAGACCAAAUUGCCUGGCGGACAGGAACGCGAAUCGAAGAAAAGGAAGAACGGAAGGUGGAGGAAGGCUGUUUCCGGUAUCCUGAACGAUGAGGACGUCGCCGUACGCGGGCGCUUGGAGCGUCUCUUGGAAAGUAGAGUACAGCGUAGGGAUUCAGCGCGAGAGUCGCGCGUAAUAAUACCGCACUAAUCGUUAUGAUUAAAUAUAGUAUUAAUGAUUGAAAGAAAACGCGCGGCGCGAGGAAACCUUUCGAUACGCGGACGCGCGACAAAGCGUCGACGUCCAAACUAGAAAACGAGAAGAAGAAAAGAAAUAGGAACGUGACGCGAAUCUUGCAUCACAUAGCAUAUUCAAGGCGGGCAGGCGGGUUACAUCCCGGUUCUCGCGUCUUGCCAUCGAUCUCUCAAUCUUUACCCCUCCCUUCAACUUUGAUCUCGAAAACGUGCUACAUUCUCGACUUGGAUCGUAUGUACACGUCCCAAUAGAAUCCUAAAAAAUCAGAGAUAUAUGACAUAAGAAGGGUAUAAUUUGUUUAACUGCUAAAGAGUAUUAUGGUCUGAUUGGCUAUCAUAAUAAGGAACUAAAAUGGCACUGUGAUUAUGUGAUUUAUAAAGCCAAUCAGUAUCCAUAUUGGGUAUCCAUAAGGAACUAAUAUGGCAGCAGCGAACCAAUUAGAUUAAUCAACUCAAUGUCGUAUCUUUUGGAUUUUUUAGAACUCUAGUUCCAGGUAACAAGCUAAUGUUACUUGUUGUCAUUUUGACAUUAGACAUUAGAAAAAUGACGUCAGCUUGUUACUUGGAGUCCACGCAUUCGUACCUCUCGCAACGUCUGUGUGCCAAAUACUAGAACAAAAGAGGAAACGCAGUACUCGCGUACUUUUUUCUAAGGUAAUUAUACACCCGUAAUUAUCCGGCUAUUCGUUCUUUCUUCAUCGUAAUAGGGCGAGCGUAAGGUUCUACGUAGGUGAUCAUCGUAUAUAAAUAUUAUACAUAUAUACAUACGUAUUAUAUAUAUAAAUAUAUACAUACACGCGCUACGCAUGUAUGCGUGGAUGAGCAGGAGAUUUAUAUAAAUAUAUACACGUAAGUGGAGAUAUAGGUAGGUAGAUCUAAGUAUAUAAUAUAUAAAAUUGUAUAUUUCAUAUACAUGAAAUAUACAGUCGUACACAUAUAUACGCCGCAGAACGAUCUUUUUUUCGGAUGUCGACGAAGUGACACGUAUAGAAACGCGUUUUGUACACGACGACGGUCCUAAUGUGUACUGCAAAUGUUUUAUCAGAAAAAAACUUAUUAGAGCAAUUGUCUACCGUAUGUGUACAAAAAAUAUACACAGAUCCAGCCACAUUUACAUGAGUGCGUAUAAUAUGCAUAUAUAUAAUAUACAUAUAUAAUAUAUAUUAUAUAUUUAUAUUGUAUAUCUAUUUAUUAUAAACAAGAUGCGUAGCGAUAGGCGAUCGACGUUAUUCUCAUUACUGCUAAGGAAUUUACGGAUGACAUUGGCGAGAAAUACGCGAUUUAUUCAGGAGGUACGAAAGAGUACGAAGGGGCACGGUACAGUGAAAGUGAGAAGCUGACAAUACGAGAUGAUUGAUAAAAAGAUCCAGAAGGAAAGCGGUAACAAGAUGCAAGGAGCAAUUUCUUAGAUCUAACCACCAAUCUGACGAAUCGCCAUUUCUUUCCAAAUUCCUAAUUUUAUUUCUAUUUUGACAUACAGGAUCAUUGUUAAAAAAUUAUUAUAGAAUUGAAUGUUUCUCUUGUAGAAACAAAAUCAGAGAAAAAUCUAA